CUAAGUAUGUAUUGCAAUGUAAACAUCCGGUUGUGACUUGUCCGUAAUGCGAUAUUAGGAGCUAGAACACCCAGACAAGCCAUUUAAGACGCCGCCAUGCAACGACCCGAGUACGCGACAAGUGCGGGAAUAAACAUAAGACUCAGAGGACCACACAAUGCCACGCCCCUUCACAACUAUCUGUCAGGUGACGGGAAGUCUCACGUGUAUAUGGGUCCCGCCUACUAUGUUCCCUCAGAAAACCGGUGGAUAAAGUUCCAUGAAUACCGCUCAAUUCCCCGGGAAUCAAAGAGAGAUGCGAUUCUGAUGGAGUCGGAAGACCAGUGGGUAGCCUUCCAAAGGAAGAGGGAUGCCGAAAGUCAUCCAGGAGGAAUCACGAUGUCCGGUAAACCAGAAGCUUUCACCGGAGUUCCGGUCCCUACGUUACUUCCAUGGCGGAAAGAUGCCUGGACCAAAAAUUGGACAGGUUCCGGAUACUUUUUGCCAUCAGGAAACAAAUGGUUCCAUGAUCAGGACUCGCCAGCUAUACCCAGAGAAUCUCUGAUGUUCUAUAACGAGGAGGACUGGAUCAAAUUUAAAUACAUGACAGAGAACCAAUCACUAGCCAAUAAUUAAGUGAUCAUGUGACUUGAUUAUAAAUUUCCAGAAUAACUGUUAAUCUUCAGCAACUGGUUACCCUACUGAGGUUCAAUUGUCUGUCUUUCAUAUUAUAGUCAAUGAUAUAAAUCUAUUAAUUUCUUUA
Molecule: messenger RNA, 742 nt
Organism: Ostrea edulis (European flat oyster)
Lineage: Eukaryota; Metazoa; Mollusca; Bivalvia; Ostreida; Ostreidae
Exons: 3
Coding region: 97-615 (172 amino acids)
Source: RefSeq, a predicted model, not a curated record